Fusarium proliferatum ET1 is the source of this 3375-nucleotide messenger RNA. Its product is annotated as putative leucine--tRNA ligase, cytosolic. The record is from RefSeq and is a predicted model, not a curated record. The coding region runs from base 1 to 3375 and encodes 1124 amino acids. Gene Ontology annotation, molecular function: leucine-tRNA ligase activity; ATP binding; aminoacyl-tRNA deacylase activity. Gene Ontology annotation, biological process: leucyl-tRNA aminoacylation. NCBI's taxonomy places the organism in Eukaryota, Fungi, Ascomycota, Sordariomycetes, Hypocreales, Nectriaceae. The transcript has 5 exons.
AUGGCUUCUACCGAUUCUGUUCCCAAGGCCAUGGAGGCUCUCAACAUCUCCAAGACCAAGGAGCUCAAAGGUGCAGGUCCAACUUCCUCCACCACUGAGAAGCGAGAUACUUUGAUCGCACUCGAGAAGAAAUAUCAACAGAAAUGGCAGGACGAGAAAGUCUUUGAAGCUAAUGCUCCCACCACGGAUGAGGUGCCCCUCCACUCUAUUCCCGCCGCCGAACUUCGGGAGCAGCAGCCCAAAUUCUUUGGAACCAUGGCCUACCCUUAUAUGAACGGAACUCUCCACGCUGGUCACUCUUUCUCCGUCAGCAAGGUUGAAUUCGCCGCUGGUGUGGCACGCAUGCAGGGAAAGCGAACCCUCUUCCCCAUGGGCUUCCACUGCACUGGUAUGCCCAUCAAGGCUUGUGCCGACAAGCUCGUCGACGAGGUCAAGAUGUUUGGCCAAGACUUUUCGGGCUACAAGGAUGAUGAGCCUGUUGUCGAAGAGAAAGCCCCCGUUGCCAAGCAGACCAAAGAGGAUAUCACCAAAUUCAAGGCUACGAAGGGCAAAGCUGCGGCGAAAGCUGUCAAGAUGAAGUACCAGUUUCAGAUCAUGCAAGCUAUCGGAAUUCCCGCUGAGGAAAUCCACAAAUUCGCCGACCCUCAACAUUGGCUUCAAUACUUCCCUCCACUGUGUAGGGAAGACCUGACCAAUUUUGGUUGCCGUAUCGACUGGCGCCGGUCGUUCGUCACCACCGAUGCUAACCCUUACUACGACGCUUUCGUUCGAUGGCAGAUGAACAGUCUCAAGGCGCUGAACAAAAUCAAAUUUGGCAAGCGAUACACCAUCUACUCUAUCAAGGAUGGCCAGCCUUGCAUGGACCACGACCGAGCUGAAGGUGAAGGUGUUGGCCCUCAGGAAUAUACUGCUCUGAAGAUUAAGGUUCUCGAAUGGGCGCCCAAAGCCGCCGAGGCCCUGAAGGAUAAGCUUCCGGAUGGUGUCAAUGUUUACCAAAUCGCGGCCACUCUAAGACCUGAGACUAUGUAUGGCCAGACUUGCUGUUUCGUUGGCCCUAAGAUUACCUACGGGAUCUUCAAAGUUAAUGAGAGCGACUACUACUGUAUGACGGAGCGCGCAGCAAGGAAUAUGGCGUACCAGGGUAUCUUUGCUAAGGAGGGGGUCAUUGAGAAGGUUGCUGAGAUCAUUGGCUCCGACAUGGUUGGCACUCUUGUUGAUGCUCCUCUCUCUCUACACAAGGAGGGAGUCCGUGUCUUACCUAUGGAGACUGUUCUCCCUACAAAGGGCACUGGAGUCGUCACUUCCGUGCCUUCUGACAGUCCCGAUGACUUUGCUACUGUGACCGACCUGGCUAAGAAGGCCGAUUAUUAUGGGAUUCAGAAGGAGUGGGCCGAGCUUGAGAUCUUCCCCAUUAUUGAGACACCCACUUACGGUGACCUCUGCGCCCCUUUCCUAGUCAAGAAGCUCAAGAUUGCCUCUCCCAAGGAUACAAAGCAGCUCGAAGAGGCCAAGGAGCUUGCUUACAAGGAGGGCUUCUACCAGGGUGUUCUGAAAGUAGGUGAGUUCAAGGGCGAGAAGGUCGAGGUCGCCAAGCCCAAGGUCCGACAGCAGAUGAUCGAUGCUGGUCAGGCAUUUGCCUACUCUGAACCUGAGCGCAAGGUGGUCAGCCGAUCAGCCGAUGAAUGUAUCGUUUCUCUUAUGGACCAGUGGUACCUGGACUAUGGCGAGGAAUCGUGGAAGAAGACCGCCCUUGACUAUGUGGACAAUGGUCUCAACACUUACACACCUGAAGUCAAGAACAGCUUUGAAGGAGUUCUGAACUGGUUGAACCAGUGGGCCUGUGCUCGCUCCUUUGGUCUUGGGUCUAAGCUGCCCUGGGAUCCUCAAUUCCUUGUUGAGAGUCUGAGUGAUUCGACUGUCUACAUGGCCUACUACACUAUCGCACAUCUUUUGCACAAGGACAUUUUCGGUAAGACCAAGGGAAGCGCAAAUGUCGAACCGGAACAGAUGAUCGACGAAGUCUGGGACUAUAUCUUCUGCCGCCGUGAUUUAAGUGACGAGAUCGUCACAGGCAGCAAGAUUCCCAAAGAAACUCUGGAGAAGAUGCGCCGCGAAUUCGAGUACUUCUAUCCUCUCGACGUGCGAGUAUCAGGCAAAGAUCUGAUAAAUAACCAUCUCGUUUUCAGUUUAUACUCCCAUUUGGCCCUAUUCUCUCAAGAGUACUGGCCUCGAAGUAUCCGAGCGAACGGUCAUUUGAUGUUGAAUGGCGAGAAAAUGAGUAAGAGCACUGGUAAUUUCAUGACUCUCCGAGACUUGACAGAGAAAUACGGUGCGGAUGCUUCUCGUAUUGCUCUUGCAGAUGCCGGUGACGGUGUAAACGACGCCAAUUUCGAGGAGGAUGUUGCCGAUACCAACAUUCUCCGAUUAUAUACUCUCAAAGAGUGGUGUGAGGACAUCGUUCGGGAUCAGGAUCAGCUUCGAACUGGCGAGUUGAAUUCGUUCCAGGACGCUUUGUUCAACAACGACAUGAACGCGGUUAUCAAGGAGGCUGUUGAGCAGUAUGCCAACACCAACUACAAGCUGGCCUUGAAGGCUGGUCUAUAUGAGUUGACGAGUGCUCGCGAUUUCUAUCGAGAAGCCUGCGCAGCAGCUGGUAUAAAACUGCACCGCGAUCUUGCCCUCCGGUAUAUCGAGGUACAGGCUCUGUUGCUGGCGGUCGUUGCUCCUCACUGGUCUGAGUACAUUUGGCUUGAGGUGCUGAAGAACAAGGGCACUAUUCAUAAUGCUCGAUUUCCCGAGAUUAGGGAGGUUGAUGCAUCCCUGUCGGCAAAACGUGACUAUGUACGAACCACUGCUUCCAACGUCAACUCGGCGGAGGGUCUGCAACUGAAGAAGAAGGCCAAGGGCAAGGAGACAUCUUUCGACCCCAAGAAGCCCAAGCAACUCACAAUCUUUGUCACGGACAAAUUUCCAGCUUGGCAAGCGAAAUACAUUGAUCUCCUGAAGGAGAUGUGGAACGUGGAGGCCAAGUCGGUCAACGAUAAGGAGCUCAAUGGCAAGAUUGGCAAGAUGGGAGAGAUGAAGAAGGCCAUGCCAUUUGUGCAGAACCUCAAGAGACGACUUCAGGCUGGUGAGCCAGCGAGCGUGGUCCUGGAGCAGAAGCUGGCAUUCAACGAGAAGGAGACUCUCCUGCAGAUGGUUCCUGGAUUGAAGCGAACUAGCGGCCUAGUUGCUUGCCACAUCAUCUCAGUCGAAGAGGGCAGCAAGAAGGGAUUCAACCUCGGAGAUGGUAAGGAGGUGGAGCUUUCAGUACCUACAGCUGAGCAUGCAGUCCCUGGACAGCCAACAUUCCAUUUUGAAAAUGUCGAGGCUUGA